AUGUCAAAAUUGACUCCUAAAGGAACAAUCUUUAUAUUGGAUAAUGGACCUAAAACAAAAAAAACAAUAAUGGAAUUAGAGGAAGAUGCUUCGAUUGUAAGAACCUAUCUAAGUUCAAGGAUUGCUUAG
This is a messenger RNA of Cetraspora pellucida, 129 nucleotides long. The record is from the annotation of a GenBank genome assembly. NCBI's taxonomy places the organism in Eukaryota, Fungi, Glomeromycota, Glomeromycetes, Diversisporales, Gigasporaceae.